ACCUAUUCGGCCUCUCCAUUGGCUACUCUCCUGUCUGCGUCGUGACGUCUACCCAGGCGCUGCGUGACAGCUCCGUAGGAGGUUUUCACACAGGUUUAGACAGACGGUGUGAGUGUACAAUGAGGAAAGUGGAGACACGAUUGCAAUGAAGUUGUUGAAGCUUAUCUUAUAGAGACAUGAGCUACGCAUUUUACGGCUUUGCUCUUGGGCUUUUGCUCGUGGGUUUGCGGGAUUUAUUGUUUGGUUUCGGGGAGAUCCGAUGCAGCAUGACAUACAUGUUCGAGUACCCAGAAUACCGACGCGUGCAGCUCCCGAGGCGUGUCGCGCGCCUGUACCCAUCAUACGGGCUGUAUCUGUAUGGAGAGGGCGCAUAUGCUCAGGAGAGCAGAGGACUCAAGCUCACAGGAGCACCUGUGCUCUUCUUGCCUGGGAACGCGGGCAGCUACAAGCAAGCUCGUUCUCUGGGUUCAGUGGCGUUGAGGAAGGCUGAGAACCUGGACAGACCAAUCCAUAUGAACGUGUUCACCAUUGACUUCAAUGAGGAGUUGGUGGCCCUGUAUGGGGGCAGUUUGCGCAGACAGACUCAAUUUCUACAUGAAAGCAUCAAAGCAAUCUUGCGGCUUUACAAGGACCGUCCAGACCCUCCCACAGGUGUGGUUCUGGUGGGUCACUCCAUGGGUGGAGUGGUGGCAAGAGCUUUGUUUGCCCUGGCACGUUUCAACCCACACCUGGUCAGCCUUAUCAUCACCCAGGCCUCCCCCCAUCAGGCACCUGUCCUGUCUCUGGACCCUUAUAUACUGGAGUUUUACUCUAGAGUCAGACAGCGCUGGGCCACAAGUGCUGAAGACCUUCGGAAUGUGAGCGUUCUCUCUGUGGGUGGUGGUCACCUUGACUUCCAGGUGCGCUCUGGUUUGACAGCGCUGUCCUGCCCCAACGAUGACCUCAAUAAGAUGUCAGUAGUGGCAACUGCAGUUCCCCGAAGCUGGCUUUCCACAGAUCAUAUUUCCAUUGUUUGGUGCAAGGAGCUGGUUUUGGCCACAGUCCGGGUGUUGUUCGACCUAAUUGAACCUGAAACCGGGCAGUUCACAGAGAGUCCUCAGAAGCGGAUGUCAGUGCUGAACUAUCACUUCUUUAGACAUCCAGUGCUGAAACCUGGAGGAGCACAGGAUGACCCUGUCACUUUCUCAGCUCCUCCCGAGGCGUGGAAGGAGGUCAACACGCUCCGUCUGUUCUACAGUGCCCCCAAGGAAGCGCAAGUCAAGUACUUCCUGUUUGCUCUCUCCAGCCGAAGGAAAGCUUACAGUCAUUUCCACUGCCGCAGUAAUAAUAUGGAUAUGACCAGCUGGUUGUAUGGCUGCACACAGAUGAGUGGCUCAAUGUGUGUUCAGGCAGUAGAUCUCUCAUCUCAGACAGAACUUCUUCCAGUUUAUAAGGCUGUAACAGUAAAAAUCAGUGAGCUUUUGUCUGUUUCUCAUCUCAUCAUUGAUGCCUCAAACCCCAGUGGAGCACAGUUUGUGGUGGAGUGUGAGCUGCAGAGAGAGGAGAGCUUGACCGUCUCUGUGCAGGUGCCUCAUGUGCUGUCCUCUGGUCUGACUGUCAGUGACAUCAGCAUUAACUCCUCUGGGCUGCUUCAUACACUUCAGCUUCAAGACUUUCAUCAGGUUUAUCAAGCUUUUAGAAUAACUAUCACGAGUCACUGCAAAACCACUAAAGACAGACUGCCCAGUGUGUACAGACUGAGGGUACCAUGGUUUCAUGAAGACUCCUUUGAUAUUGCAAGUAUUCCUUCGGUAUCUGAAAUCUACAGCGUGCUUCACUCGAGCUGCCCAGACAACGCCUCCAGUGCCCUCCUGCAGCUCCACACUGCCACCAACUGCCAAUACAAGGUGUCUAUUCGGACUUCGUUUCCCAAAGUGCUUGGGCAGAUUCUGCGUUUCUGUGGUCCAGUUCUCCCUGUCUACUCGGCUGUAAUGCUUCUUCUGAUGAUCGGGGCUCAGCUGAGCUCCAUCAAAAGAUCUGGACAUCCUGUUGGAAUCCAAGAGAGCAUGAGUAAAUCCUUACAGCUCCACAAACUGGAACUGCCCAUCCUCCUCCUGCUGCUGCUACUCAGGCAGAGCUGGUUUCAGGAUGUCUGGUCCUCUCUGGGUCUCCCUGCGGUGGAUGCUCUUCCUCUAAACUCUGCAGAGGACCUAUCCCAGGAUCCAAAGGCCUUUAUGCAGGAAUGGCCCCGUCUAUUGUCUCCACUGCUCUGUGUGCUUGGUGCAUCCAUUGCAUUCUGGGGUAGCACAGUCCUCAGAGUGUUUGUCUAUUUCCUGUCCUUUUUUCUUGCUCCACUGCACAGACCUUCAGUGUCUCGGGACUGCGGCACACUUGGUCUUCAUUCUCAGAUUCUCCUGAUUAUCUUUCUGAGUGUGCUGGGAGGCGUCACCUGCGGAGCGCUGGCUCUGAUGCUCUCCUCUCUUCUCCACCUCUACAGGGUACUUAGAUUACAGAUGACUGAGAGAUCACUGAGCCACAUGUUGAACCUGGCACCCCAGAAAGUUUCACAAAACUCUGAAAAUGGUUUUGGUGCCAGUGAUGGUCACAGUAAGGUUAAAGAAUGUAACGGCAGCCAUUUACUGUCAGAAUCAGUGCUACAGGACGUCAGAGAUGAUCUGCAGCUCCACUGUAGUCUGGCCACACUGCUUACUUUUACCAUGAUGCUCAGUGUCCCUUCCCUUAUCCACUGGAUGCAUAAUCUCAGAUAUUGGAUUCAUCUGGAUCCGGACCCCUGCUGGCCACACACUGUACCUCUUCUCAUCAGCUCUGUGCUGCUCAUCGGCUGUAACACACAUCAUCUUCUACGCAGCAAACUGAUGCUGAAUCUGACACUUCAUCUACUGUUGCCGCUGUGUGUGGGCAUGCUGGCUUUUUGUCCGCUGCACAUUUAUAGAGUCACUUAUUUCCUGUCUACAGCACUGACCCUUUUGGUCUGUUCUUGCUACUUUUGACCUCCCUUCAAACUUGAAAUGUGAGUCUGCACUGAGAUUAGAAAAAUACCUGGGCCUUGUAUAAACUCCGACCAGAUUAGACCAAAACAGCCUUAAAACCCUGUGUGUUUUCAGUGGGGUCACAUGGACUAGUGACAUCAGUGGACCAGCACAUCUGGAGUCAUGGGACUUGUUGUUUGUCAUCAUUUGUAGCUUCUGUAACGGGUGAUAUGUCUGUAUUCAUGAGCAAUGCCUCUUGUUCAUGAGGCUAGUUUCCCAGACACACAUUAAGCCUCGGCCAGAACUAAACUAAUGUCUAAAACGGUAUUUAAUCAGUGUCUGAGAAACUAGCCUGUACUGGUAUAUGUGUGUGUGUGUUGGGGGUGCGAAUAUGUAGAUUAAUUAUAAAGGUCAACAUGAAGUCAUAAUUGGUAAGGAUACACAAUUAUAAUUUUUUUUAAAUAUAAAUUUAUUAAAUUAUUGUUAUUUUUCAGUAUCCGGUAUUUAUCUGGUAGUUGUUUUUCAUUUUAAGUGAUUUAUUUUUACUUUAUUGAUGUGAUCUUUUUUCCGUAUCAGCUAGAAUUUUAAAAAUGGUGCCCUAUCAAUUGACCCUGUUUACUUCCUGAUUUUGUGACUCCUCAGUGCAUGUUGUUCAAAAGAUUUAUUUUAAUAAAUAUUGAGAAUUGGAGCUGACUCAGGACACCACCUGCAUUUGUGCCAAUCUAAAUAAAUAUCAAUUCAUUUAUUUUAUUUUACUUAUUGAUUAUGAUUGUGGUGUGGAUAGUGACUGAAAAGUUCAUAUUAUCAUAGUAAAUGUAUUAUAAAACCAUUGGGAGCUGUUCUGUUCGCUUUAAUCUUAUCACUUAAUUUGCCUCCGUUCUGAAUGACAUUAUCAAUAAUUUGUAAUCACAUUACAGCAGAUUUUUAGUUUAAGAAGAAAAGCUGCAGAAAAGUUCAUUCAAUAAUGUCGCAUUAUGGAAGUAAAAUGAGUUACGAAUGCAUUUUCAUGUUGACUUUUAAGGGUGUUAAAGCAGCUUUAGGUGUUUGUUCAGCUUUUCUGCAAUUCACAUGACUGUGUGUGUGUGACUGGAUCUCUUUGCAUAUUCUGUCUUCAGUCUGUCAGCCUUAAGCCAUUUAGCUCUGAAUGCACAUGUAAUGCCUGUAAAGUGCUGAAGUACCUCUGUGUUUGACCGAUCACUUGUUCUUAACACUCUUUUGCAUUAGACGAAGCUGUAAGGCAAGUCUGAGUAGUAUAACAUUCCAUCUGGAUGUGUUAUCUUGAGUUUCGUGAGAUGCAAUAUGAUGAUUUUAUAUAAAUGUGCACAAUUUGUGGUGUUAAAAAGACAUCACAGCUACGUUUAUGGAUAAAGUGCAGUCUUUAUAACCUGAGACAAAUGAUUAGAAACACUGUCAAAGUAGCCAGAAGAUUGUUGCUGUCUGCACAGCUUUUUUUGAUGAAUGCUGUUGAUGUGUGAUCUGUGUCCCUCACACGUUACUCAGCAGCAUCCAUCUGAUCCGUCAUCCUUUGGUUAGCUCAUGACGGCAGAUAGUCUGAUUCAGGAUCACUUACCUAAGAGCUGAAAUUUUACUUUGUCAUCCAAAAUCAAAUGAGAGAAUGGUGCCUUUCUUGUAAUAAGCCCCUGCUCUUUUAAUACCCUUUAGCAAUUUAACCUUGUUAUGUCUGUCAGUCCAUCCAAGUAGUCUGAUAUUUAACCGGAUGUCCCCCUCUCACAGGAUGUACCUGACCAGAAACACAAAAUUGUGUCUUCUGCACUGUGACUGUACCUGACUGUGUGUAUGUAAUCAUUUUGCAGUGAGCUUUGAUGUUUGCUGUUUUUUUUAUGCUAUGUUGCAAUCUUGCUCUGCCUCAUGCUAAAAUUGAGCUGUUUUUGUGGUGAACGUGUGAAAGGCUACCUUUUUUCUAUAAAUAUGAUUGUUUUCACUGGUGUGAUCACUGUGAUGUGCCACAAUAUUUGGAGGCCAGGAUCUGAUUAUAUGUCUUGAAACAAGAACUGCUAAUUCAGAAAUAGAUCUGUCCUGAUCAUAUGACACUGAAGCCAAACGGAUCCAACAACACUUUAACAAUGCAGCAAUGUUUGUUUGUAUUGAUGCUAGUGAGGCUUCUGCUAAAAUAUUCAGCAAGAGUGCAUUACAUUCUUUUAAAAAAAAAUGUUUUGUAUAAAAAUUGUUUUAAAUAAAUGCUAUUGUUUUUAACUUUUUAUUCAUUAAUAAAUCCUGAAAAAUGA
Carassius gibelio (silver crucian carp) is the source of this 5215-nucleotide messenger RNA. RefSeq names its product GPI inositol-deacylase. The transcript is spliced from 26 exons. Gene Ontology annotation, molecular function: phosphatidylinositol deacylase activity. Gene Ontology annotation, cellular component: endoplasmic reticulum. Bases 177 to 2990 code for a protein of 937 amino acids. The record is from RefSeq and is a predicted model, not a curated record. Lineage: Eukaryota; Metazoa; Chordata; Actinopteri; Cypriniformes; Cyprinidae. Gene Ontology annotation, biological process: endoplasmic reticulum to Golgi vesicle-mediated transport; GPI anchor metabolic process.